AUUCACUUUGACCCAAACUCACACCUCAAAAUGGGAUACAGUAUAAUAUACCAUGUAUCUUGCGUACUCCAAUUUGCUUAGUAACUCUAGUUUCCUUCUUGACCCUGUUGAAGUCUAGCAUAUAUAUGCAUAGUGGUUAUAGUUUUAGUGAGUGAGAAUAGCCAUUAGCCAUGUCUACUUCAAAGAGCAUCAGCAGUUCUAGUGAAGAUGACAAUGAACUUAGAAGAGGGCCUUGGACACUUGAAGAGGAUAAUCUACUUGCCCAAUACAUUUCUAAUCAUGGUGAAGGUCGAUGGAAUUUGCUAGCUAAACGUUCAGGAUUAAAGAGAACUGGAAAAAGUUGCAGAUUAAGAUGGUUAAAUUAUCUAAAACCAGAUGUAAAGCGGGGAAAUUUAACCCCACAAGAGCAGCUUUUAAUUCUUGAACUCCACUCAAAGUGGGGAAACAGGUGGUCAAAAAUUGCACAACAUUUACCAGGCAGAACAGAUAAUGAAAUAAAGAACUAUUGGAGGACUCGAAUUCAGAAACAAGCAAGGCAUUUGAGAAUUGAAACAGAUAGCACAGAGUUUCAAGAACUUGUUAGGCAUUUCUGGGUGCCAAGAUUGCUUCAGAAAGCAAGAGAAUCAUCUUCUUCAGCCAUGUCAAUCCAUAACCAGCCAAUUCCUUUGCCUCUUGAUGGUGUUUCUCAGCAUUUAACUGUUGGGACAAUACCAACACAAGCCCCUAUGCAGGGACCUUGUAUGAAUGAAGCAGGUUCCACUUACUUAGAUCAACAUGAGCAUAACUCAGAUUCUGAGCACAACAACGGCUCAUGUAUCUCCCUUUCUGAAUCAGCAAAUAUCCCAAAAGUGCAUCAGGAUUUGGGAUACACCACUAGACAAUUUCACGCAUUGAAUAACAACAAUAACUUUGGUACCUACACAUAUGAUGGUUAUCAUGUAAAUAACAAUGCCUAUGAGAUUGACACCUUCAAAAUUGCAACUCCAAGGGUAACUGAGCAUGUGCAAUACCCAGUUGGAGAUUGUCAAAUGGCAGGAAGCAAUUGGGUAAACAAUGGUUUUGCAUGUAGCAUGUGGAACAUGGAUGAACUGUGGCAAUUUAGUAACUUACAAAAAUAAGAUUGUAGGGUUUUGUUUUUUGGAAUGACCCAAAACACUGUCUUUUGAUAUAUUACUCUUAUCAGAUAAUCAAUUGUUGAUUAGCUACCAAAUUAAUUAAUAUACAAGCUGAUUGUUUUCUUGUACAUCUCUGUCUUGUAUUCCUCUGUUCAAAUGAGUACUCUGUAAUUUGUAUUGGUUGAUAUUGAAUCCCUGAGUUGAGAAAAGUCAAUAUUCACAAGUCCAAAACCCCACAAUUGGAAAUCAAGCGCUAAUAAAAUAAAGAUUUCAAAAAUAUUGGGAAACCAAUAUUAGAAACUCUGCUGUAUUUGUAGUGGAAGUUGAAUUGAAAUCAGUGUGAUUUUUAUGUGAAGAGGGUCCAUGAUCGAUUGAGGAUUUGAUUGAAAAAGAG
This is a messenger RNA of Abrus precatorius (Indian licorice), 1509 nucleotides long. RefSeq names its product transcription factor MYB62-like. Lineage: Eukaryota; Viridiplantae; Streptophyta; Magnoliopsida; Fabales; Fabaceae. The coding region runs from base 171 to 1118 and encodes 315 amino acids. The transcript has 3 exons. Gene Ontology annotation, biological process: regulation of DNA-templated transcription. Gene Ontology annotation, cellular component: nucleus. The record is from RefSeq and is a predicted model, not a curated record. Gene Ontology annotation, molecular function: sequence-specific DNA binding; DNA-binding transcription factor activity.